This is a messenger RNA of Saccostrea echinata, 1817 nucleotides long. Its product is annotated as steroid 17-alpha-hydroxylase/17,20 lyase-like. Lineage: Eukaryota; Metazoa; Mollusca; Bivalvia; Ostreida; Ostreidae. Gene Ontology annotation, biological process: hormone biosynthetic process; progesterone metabolic process. The record is from RefSeq and is a predicted model, not a curated record. The coding region runs from base 140 to 1654 and encodes 504 amino acids. Gene Ontology annotation, molecular function: heme binding; iron ion binding; steroid 17-alpha-monooxygenase activity. The transcript is spliced from 11 exons.
AAGCGGUAAAUCUAGUCUUCCCGACUCCCGACGCCCGACUCCAGACGGUCCCGGAUUUUGGUUUUUUGGCGAUUUCUUUUUUUAUCGAUGCACAGAAAAUCUUCAAACUUUUCAGGCUUUAGACGACCAUACUUUAAAAAUGUGGGCACUGUCCAUGUUAAAUGUACAGACAGUGCUGGUGGCAGUUGUGGUGGGGCUGUUGAUAUACUACAUAAGAAGAAGAACCCUCUACCGCCUACCCCCGGGGCCCUGGUGUAUCCCACUCAUCGGCCAUUUCGAAGUUUAUACCAAAGAGUUGGUACACAGAAUAAUCCUCAAACUUUCCAAGAAAUAUGGACCUGUAUUUCGUCUGUCAUUUGGACCAACACCUUUUUUAUUUCUAAACAACUAUGAAGUUGUGAUAGAGGCAUUGGUGAAAAGGAAAGCCGACUUUACAGGAAGACCAUCUUCCACAGCAUUUUCUUUGAUAUCCGAGGGUUUCAAAGACAUAGCGUUGGCCACGUACUCGCCUAUGUGGAAGUACCAUCGGCGAAUAGCCACGAAGGCUCUAAGGAAUUAUUUACAAGGUGAUCUCUUAGAGAAACUUACUCAGGACAACAUGACAAAAGUGAUGAACAUGAUGGCGGCGGAGAAGGGACCUUUUGAACCCAAGCCUCACUUAGAUAACAUUGUCUUUUACCAGUUAUAUACGAUUUGCUUUGGAGAAAAAAAGGAUAUCGGUGAUGAAGACGUGGAGUCUAUUAUCAGAAAGAAAGACUUGGUUAACAAAGCCAUUGGAAAUGGUAUUCGGGAGGAUCUCUUGCCCUUCUUGAAGGACGUGUGUCCGUCAGAGCGUUACCUCAUUAUUAAAAGAGAGACAGACGUCGUAUUCGGAUUCUUUUAUGAGAAGUUAGAUGAACACAGAAAGACCUUUGAUCCCGACAAUAUUCGUGAUCUGAUCGACCAUCUGCUUUUGGCAAAAUCUGAGGCAGAACAAGCCGGCGACGAAGAAUCCAUGGAAAAGCUGACUGACACAUACUUAGUGCAAACCGUGUCAGACAUAUUUUUCGCUGGAGUGGACACUACCAGACUGACGUUAGAAUGGUUCCUCUGCUUUAUAUCUGGAAUACCGGAAAUCCAAGCCAAAUGUCAAAAAGAAAUCGAUCAAAAAAUUGGAAAACGUUGUCCCACAAUAGCAGACAGACAAGUUUUAUCCUAUACAGAGGCAUGUCUAUACGAAACUUUAAGACUCGGUGUUAUAGCGGGACUUGGUUUACCCCAUACUACCAUCUGUGAUACCCAAGUUGGUGGCUACGAUAUACCCAAAGAUACAGUCGUUAUGAUCAACCAUUAUGCAUUACAUCGAGAUCCAAAAUAUUGGGAAAAUCCCGAGAAAUUUGAUCCUUAUCGAUACUUAAAUGAAGACGGAAAGGUAGAUCCUACCAAACUGGACAGUUGGCUGCCAUUUUCUGCUGGAAGGAGGAUGUGUUUGGGUGAAUCUAUAGCCAAACCGGAAAUCCUGAUGAUGUGCGUACAUCUUUUGCAACGUUUCAACAUUUUACUUCCGUAUGGUGUUAAACCAAAUUUUGUUGGUGAACAUCUUUCUGUGUUCGGAGCAGAAAAGCCAAUGGACUUAAGGAUAGUUGUUAAAGAACGAAAUAAUAGUAGCAUUUAAGUACAAAGUUUCUCUUUGCUGUUUCAUGGUACGCCUAGACAGUUUCUAGAAAGACCUGUUUCGGGCAUGAAUCCACAUGACUUACAUGCAAAGAAUAAUUUUUUUGCAGUAUAAUUAAUUAUGUACAAUAUAAUUAAUAUACAUGUAAAAUGCAUUAAUUAAG